Molecule: messenger RNA, 547 nt
Organism: Diospyros lotus (date-plum)
Lineage: Eukaryota; Viridiplantae; Streptophyta; Magnoliopsida; Ericales; Ebenaceae
Product: metallothionein-like protein type 2
Exons: 3
Coding region: 9-341 (110 amino acids)
Molecular function (GO): metal ion binding
Source: RefSeq, a predicted model, not a curated record
CUCUAUAAAUGCAGUCGCCCGCUCACCUUCUCAUCAUCGUCGUUUGCCCUUCUUUCUUCGAUCGACUUAGAGAGGAGUUUUUGUUAUCCUUUUUCCAGAAAAUGUCUUGCUGUGGAGGGAACUGCGGCUGUGGAUCUGGCUGCCAGUGCGGCAGCGGCUGCGGAGGAUGCAAGAUGUAUCCAGACCUAAGCUACUCUGAGAAGACUACCACUGAGACCCUUAUUGCUGGAGUUGCACCCCAGAAGGGACACUUCGAAGGAUCUGAGAUGGGCGUGGCAGCUGAGGACAAUGGUUGCAAGUGUGGACCCACCUGCAGCUGCAACCCUUGCAACUGCAAAUGAGAGCCUGAUCAAUCAUCAGCCUUCCGUGGGAGCAUCAAGCAGGGAUGGUCUUUCCGGCUGUCCCUGUUAGAAUAAUAGAUAAUGCAUCAUAAUAUAUGUUAGUAGUAGAGUUGUGUUUGUUUUGGUGGGUUUUGGGCUGCUUCAUGUGCUGAAGAGCUCCUCUUCUAGCUCAAAAUAAAGUAGCCAUGGUUUCAUGGUUUUGCUUC